This is a messenger RNA of Osmia bicornis bicornis, 5465 nucleotides long. RefSeq lists its product as uncharacterized. The transcript has 10 exons. Gene Ontology annotation, molecular function: protein binding. The record is from RefSeq and is a predicted model, not a curated record. Bases 1061 to 3826 code for a protein of 921 amino acids. NCBI's taxonomy places the organism in Eukaryota, Metazoa, Arthropoda, Insecta, Hymenoptera, Megachilidae.
CUUAUUUUCCCGUGAUGCUCGCAUCGCGAUGUUAGGCCUUUUCGUUACAGUUCGGUGCAGAGACCGCGGAUGCACGACCGCGACGAAAAUAUCCUCGAAAAAUCUCGGCAACCGGCCAAGCGGCCUCGAGAGAUCGCUAUAGUUCGAGGGACAGCUUUGAUAAGAUAAUUUAAAGGGGUCUUCGCGACUUCAAUCGUUCGCCCCGAGCCGCAUCGAGGUCCAUUCUCCAUGCUGGAAUCCGCUUAGCGAAGCUUCCUCUUCUUCGGGAAUCCGUAGCCUUUUUUUACCUUUUCUUGAUGCACUCGCGUUGGAAGCAUGCUUGUGAAAAGCUUUUAACUAUAUCGUGUUUUACGAAAAGUGACAUUUUCAUUAAGGGGUCGAGGGUAUUUCGUGCCUCGUUUUAUGUUCCUUUUCCAGCGACAAGAUUUAGGGGACGAUGAUAGAGAAACGAUACGAUCGAUAAAGAGACUUGCUUACUGCCUCGUGAAAGAUAAUAAAAAGAGUUACUAUCGUACGUGAAUUAAAACUACCUCUUCUCUUUUCCGAAUCCGAAAUUUUUUAAAAUUUAAAAUCGCGGAGGUGUCGUCACAAAGAGAUCAGACGGAUAGAGGAUAGACAGCUUUUUCGAAGUGGUCGUUCAUGUGACUAUGCAUAUUCAACCCUUGAAGAGAAAAACUAGUGAAUAAAAAGUUUAUAAACAGCGCAAAGCAACGUGACGAUUUUUGCUGCGUCCCGUACCAUCUCCUUUUUUCGCCGCGUGUACACGUCAAGAGUCAAGAGAGCAUUUCCGUUCCGCCAGCAGGAAGAUCGAUGAAAUCCCGAUGCGAGCACCGCCGUUGGAAGGAGAGAUAGUGUUUCGCGAGUGAUCCAGUGAAGCAGACCGAGAAGAUCGAAGGGAAUCGUGGUACACGCGUUACGAGACGCGAAAAAACGCGCGACAGUGUUAGAGACGUUUGUAUAUAUGUACAUAUAUGCCUGUGUGUGCGCGUGUGUGGUUAAACGAGGAGAGCGUCAAGAGAGGAGAUACGGAUCCGCGGAAACUGGGAGGAACGUUAAAUGAAUGUUGUUGCAAGGAGCGGCUGUGAUCGUGAGAAUAGAAUCGGUGCACGGCAGGAUCGGCCGAUUUCAAUUCAUAAAUGUGCCAGAGACGGAGCCCACAAUGGUGGCUCGGCUCCCGCAACAAGUUCUACUGCUGCUCGUACUCGUCACUGGGACGGCCGCGGAAGCCACACGCGAGACGGAGUCACUGUGGAGCGUGUACGACGCGAAAAGGAGCAACCGUUCCAUUCCCUGGUGGUCGUCCAGCACAGAACGCGCCACGGCAGAAAGCAAAUCCGUCAGAAAGUUUCGCCAGACAACUAGCUGGCACGCAGACAGCUGGAGUUCGAGGGAACGAGUUACGUUGGAAUUGGUAAGGCCGGUCGCCGAGAGCCCGAACGACGACGAGGAAGAGGAGGAAAUCGAAAUGCCCGCCAAUCUCGAGACAACGUCCAGAACGGAGAAGAAAGACGUAGGAAAAAUGAAAAUAUCGCAUCGAAACUCGACCGUGUCCACCAGGAGCGCGCUGGACACAAGGCUGAAGAUAAAUUCAUCCGCUGGUCGGACGUUUAUCGAAUCAACGUCGGAACGGUCGAGCUUCGACAAACGUGCUUUCUCCGACGACAUAGUGGCGACACAGGUAGCUCGGUUUACCUCGAGCUCGAUGAAAAAUCAGAGCAACAUAUCCACCACGUCGUCUACAUUCUUCGACGUUGUACGACGCCAGAUGAGACACGUUCCGGACGUGUGCGAAAAGUUCACCGUCGGAGAAGAGGGGAAGCAAGAAUUUUACAGCCCCAACUAUCCGGACAACUAUCCGAACCUCACCGAGUGCAUCAAAGUUCUGAAAGCUAACGAAGGUAUGCUGUUGAAACUCGACUUCCGAGACGAGUUCAAGCUCGAGGAAAGCGCCGACUGCCGUUACGAUUUCCUCGAGGUACGUGACGGCCAGCACGGCUACUCCAAUCUCCUCGGCAACUUCUGCGGCACAAAUUUCCCCCCAGAGAUCACGUCCAAGACCAGAUACCUCUGGCUCCGAUUCCAUAGUGACGAUAGCAUCGAAGGGAAGGGCUUCAAAGCCGUAUGGAAUAUGGUUCCAAGACCAACUUAUCCGGGUGUGCCGCCGGAACCAGAGCCAUGCGUGCGGUACGUGAAUGGCUCGGAGGCGAUUAUCAACAGCAACGACGUGAAGGAUAGAAAGAAACUCGCUGAAAGGGAAGGCAUUGCCAUAGACUGCCUUUGGAACAUCACGGUCAAGGAGGGAAUGAAGAUUCAGCUGACGUUCUCGGAUCCCUUCAAGCUGCAACGACCGAACGAGUGCGACGCCAACUUCGUGGACAUAUUCAAAGAACGCACUGACAUGUCCUCGAGAGAGAAGAAUUUCUGCGGCAGUAUUGCCGACACCGUGGUCAUAACUACCAACACCGCCUUUGUCAGAUUUUACGCGGAGCCGAAAGCGUUGAACAGCAGCUUCGAGGCUGUCAUGACAGCGCUCAGGGACAGAGAUCCGGGAGACAAACCUUGCCACGAUGACGAGUAUUACUGCGAGGACGCGACUUGCAUCGCAGCGAAUUUGCAGUGCAACGGAAGAGUCAAUUGCCGUUUCCGAUGGGACGAAGAAGACCAAGCUUGUAACACGAAGAAAUCACGGUUGAUCGACUCGCAGCAUAUCGUGAUAAUCCUCAUCGUUUUCUCCCUGAUCAUGUUCGGCAUGAGUUUCGCCUUCGUCUUCAACUGCGUACGGAAGUUGAUCCGGGAUCAUCGAAUCAUUCGGGAACACAUCAGACAGUCAAGAGAGAAUCGAUUGGACGAACUUGGUCGUAAGACGACACCUUGUCCAAUCUCGUCUUCGAGAACGGACAUCGGGGAUCGAGGUAGCGAGUCGCCGAGUUUAGAAGUGAUACCCAGCAAGGAACUUUUACCACCUACCACCCUGAUAGCUCAGGAUUACACGAAAGACCUGGUAUUAGAGAUGGCCUACAACACGCGGGACAUGAACGACAUCCACCAGAGUAACAACGUUAGCAACGCGACGCAAGAGCGUUUACAAGAAUCGAGCGAGGAGCCUGAAAUGCGAGACAAUUCGUGUCAAACGCGAGAGAGCUUGUUCGAGGCACGAAUCUCAGACAACGGGGUGCCUUUAGGGUUCACGACGUUCGGAGUGCGCGGACCGAGUUCACAAAACGGGACCAAUCAUCUUCAUCACCAUCGCCAUCAUCAUCUGCACCAUCACCAGAGUCCGCCGCAAUCUCGUCAGGGUUCUUUGCCAUCUCAGCACAGUGCUACCCAACAGUCUUCCGAGCAGAGCUCUCAGCAAGUGGCCUCUCAAUGCUCCGGUUGUAGUCCAGCAUCGAGAGGUCGAGACGGUAGCAUGGGUAUUUGUCCGAAGCACAAUCCCAUUCCAGCACCGCCGGGCUGGUCGACCCACGAAUCCAACUAUCCGCCUGCCCUGCAUCAAGGCACCCCUUACCCGGAACCCCUGGAUUAUCCUUCGUACCAGAGGUUCCAAAGCCCGAAACCGAGCAGAGAGAACAGCGCUUAUCGCCAGUCGCCGAAGCUAUUGAGACAAGGGACAGCCGGCUCCGGCGAGAGGUACGGUAGUUCUAUCUACGGCUCUGGACACGGAUCCAGCAACACGUCGAGCGCACAACACUCGGGCACGCCAAAGUGCCCUCAAACGACACCGGAUCCAAGGUACAGAGCGGAGGCGGUGAUAGAAGUGGAUCAGAGGCGGCCUUUCAGUAUAGAGAGCACAAAGAGCGCACCGGACGUGAUCGCGACUCACUGACGCCGGGGUCCUGGGGAUUGGGAGCCCUACAAGAGACGCCAUCCCCGUCAAACCGUGACCGAUCAUCAGUUGCAUGCUCGAAACGAUGGAAACAAGGUCACAGUGGCCACACAGAGCUCCUUGGAUGACGAUGCUUCGACCAGCUCGACCAUAGAGGCGAAUUCCUCCUCCUGAUCCACGCAUACCGGCGCGAUCGAUCGAUCUGCCCAAUCGGACCAGGACCUAUCCGACCAGGACGAUCGAAAGCCUCUCGAGAAGUCCGAACGGAACAUCCGUGAAACAGAGAGACGGUACGACGUCUCGUUACCGAGAUCCACGGAAAUCGGCAAAAUAAAAGAGGCGGACACGUGUCCGGGCAAUAACGGUGAAAUCGGCGGAACAGAAGCGAACGAGCUACCCUUACGAGACUCUGUCGGGACAAAUACGGGGACAUUACACGGCGAUGUCACGAUCCUACACUCGACUGGAAUAGAAUCGAUGGAAAGUGUUCCUGUUGCGAGGACAUCGUCCGCGUGCCUGGCCUUAAAACCGAACGAUCUGCCGAUCCUGAGGCCUCCGGAGGCCUUCGGAGCACCAAUUUUCCGAUGUAAAACACCGACCUUGGCUUGGCAGCACUGCGACUGCCCCUCGCAUUCUCAUUUACCGCCACGAAGAUCGUCGGUUAUCUGGAGCGUCUUGAAACGAUACAACCAAGAACCUUUUUAUCGAACCUGGCCUAACAGAACCAAUCGAAGGUUCGUUCGACCAUCGAGAAGAACCGUGGGUACUCAGAGCACGUUCGAAGGAUCGCGAUCGUCUCUUGGGGGUCUUCGUUGCGUCGUCAGGUCUAUCGAUAUGACGGAAAGAUCGAUGGACCUGGAGAUUGGAGCUACCAUACCGUUCUAACGUCUACUUUGCGAAUCGCGAGGGGUUUGUUUUCGCACGCUUAAGGUCGAUUGGAUCGCGGACCAAAGGUUUUGUACGCGAGGGAUUAAUAACGAGCGUAUUAUUGUUAAUGUAAGCUUAGAAUCGUUUCUCGUUGUUAAUUAAAUCGGAUACUGUUCGUAAACGAACGCUGUUUAUCGAUUUAUUGCGUUACAUUUGAGAGGCUCGUUAUUGUUAUUAUAACUUUUAGGCUGUUUCUAUAUCGAUGCAUUUUUUAAUCCUUUCGACUUUGAAUCAGAGCACAGGCUGAAUUUUUUACUCGCGAAAAAUAUUCAAUAACCUCCUGAUCAAUGAUCAAAUUGUGUAACACGAAGGAUCGAUCACAUUCGUGAUUACUCGUGAUUCGGAAAACAACCGCUGUAGAAGACAAACACAGGUGUCUGCCUAUACUGGAGACCACGGUUCAUAACGAAGUGUAUCAACACCAAUACACCGGUUCACGGUCAUGAAAGGAUUAAUCAGAUGCAACAGAUAUAUCGUGCCUAAGCAAAGACGCAAACUGUAUAUUUCGUUUCCUUCACGAGAUAUCAUUACAAACAGGGGUGAAUCCAGACGUUCGCAUAAAUUAUUUAUACGUUAUGAAAAACAAACAAUAAUACGUUUUGAAAGAUUUCAUAACUCUUCUGGAUUCACCGGUUAUUACAAAAGAAAGUUCGUUUUCCACCAUUUUGUGUAUCUACGUUAGCGCCAAAACGUGUUGCUACUUACCACGAUA